CAAGCUACACAUCACAUCCCUCCUCAUCGUACCAUACCUGCUGCAUCGAUUUGCUGUUUGUGUGAUUCACUUGGGCGCAAACAUCCUCAUCAACAUCAUGGAUGCUAAGUGUCUUGUGUCUCUUGUGGUAGUUCUCAUGGUUGGGGUGUAUGGGACCCACGGACAGGAUGCCAGGGUGAAGCUGUGUGGGAGAGAGUUUAUCCGUAUGGUAGUCACAUCGUGUGGGAGCUCCAGACUGAGGCGCUCCACUCCGGAGCUUGGACAACACCCCGUCAACCACCACAGGGUAAUUCUGGAUUGGCUGAACAGCAAUCAGUUUUCCAACCUGAGGACUUCAGAGACUGGUGAAGAUGUGGUGACACAGCAAGAUGACCAGGACUCCACAAAGAGUAUGACAGAAGACCAACAGACCCAUUCAGGGUUUCCCAGCACACCGCAGGUCCAGGGGGACAUGGAGCCUUCAACCGUCCCUCUGGGGUACACCGUGUCCUCCCGUACCCGCCGAGACGUGGGGCCUGCUGGGGUGUGCUGCCGAUCCGGCUGCACCAUGAGCGAGCUGGUCCAGUAUUGCUAAGCUAAAGUUAAUGCUAGACUAAUGCUAGGCAAGAAUAACAUUUCACAAGGAAUUGUUGGUCAGCCAUUGCUUGGUUAGCCAUUGGAAUGACGUAAUAGGUUAAAAUCAGGUUUAUUUACAUUGGUUGGGAUGUUUGAAGGGCCAUUUUGCAGUUGCCAAACCUUUGCAUUAGAGCUAAUGUAGUUAGUUCUACAGAAAUGUUCAUGUUGUUUUCUUGAUAUCAUGAAUUGUGUGUUAAUCUAAUCAUUAGAGUACUGUUGAGGAAGGACUUGUGUAAUGGUAAAAUCAAGACGGAAAGAAUGUUGUCGAAAGAGGCUUUAUUUAUCAUAAUAAUAAUUUGUAUUAUUUAUCACAUUAAUAUUAUACUUGAUUCUCACCUGCACAAUGAAGGACAACAAUGAAUGCCAAAUGAGAGUUGUCAAAGAAACCUUCCUGUUCAUCUUGAAUCACAAUGAAAUAAAGCUUUUGAAGAUCAUCGGUGAGUGGAGGUUACUUUACAGUUGUCUGUCUUAUGCAAACCAUGCUUUUCUGACUUCAAACAGGGACAAUAACCCCUCACUUCUCCACAAUGUGUUGCAAGCUCCAUGCCAUGUUGAAAGUGCUUUGAAACCUAUAGCGACAUGUGCUAUACAGUAGAAAUGCAAUCGAUCCAUGUGUCAUAGAGAAGGCAUCACCCCCACAGAGCAUCCCCCUCUAGUAAAGAUCAAAUGAUCUGCCUGCCCUCUCACUCCACUUGAAACAAUUUCCAUUCUCAUUACAAUCUUCAUCAGUGUACAUCAUUGAAAAAGGCAGAGAAAAUCCCUUCAAAAGUCUGUAUGGCAGUAGCCAGAUUACAGCUCCCAAAUCAUACUCGGUCUGAAUAGACACGAAAUCCAGUUGACGCUCUCUGAUAAGGAUGAAUCGGAUUGGGCCAAGUGCCUGCUGGGGUGUGCUGCCGAUCCGGCUGUCCUGCUAAUAUCCCAUCAGAUAUGAUAAGCACUACAGAUGCCACUAUAUAGUGGAACAUUUAGCCUGUAGAAUAGGGGCUAAUAUAUGGUUACUGUUGUGUUAUGUCAGCUCAGAUGGUGUUAGCCAUUUUGAAUGAAAAUAAAAAGUGUUGAAAUUAUAUUACAGAAUGCAUAAUA
Molecule: messenger RNA, 1698 nt
Organism: Oncorhynchus tshawytscha (Chinook salmon)
Lineage: Eukaryota; Metazoa; Chordata; Actinopteri; Salmoniformes; Salmonidae
Gene: insl3
Product: insulin-like 3 (Leydig cell)
Exons: 2
Coding region: 98-574 (158 amino acids)
Biological process (GO): adenylate cyclase-inhibiting G protein-coupled receptor signaling pathway
Cellular component (GO): extracellular region
Molecular function (GO): hormone activity; G protein-coupled receptor binding
Source: RefSeq, a predicted model, not a curated record